Molecule: messenger RNA, 1422 nt
Organism: Beauveria bassiana ARSEF 2860
Lineage: Eukaryota; Fungi; Ascomycota; Sordariomycetes; Hypocreales; Cordycipitaceae
Product: proline iminopeptidase
Exons: 1
Coding region: 1-1422 (473 amino acids)
Biological process (GO): proteolysis
Molecular function (GO): peptidase activity
Source: RefSeq, a predicted model, not a curated record
AUGGCUGCCGCCGCCGUCCCCGUCAAGCUGCCCAUCCCGCCGGCCAAACUGCUAAGCAGCCGGACCUUUAAUGUGCCCGGCAAGCUGACCCAGACCGAGCUGUGGUUCGAGGUGCCUCUCGACUAUGCCGACCCAAUCGCCAGCGGGACCAUCAGGCUCUUUGGCCGCCUCGCAACUCGCCGCGAGACGCCCCUCGCCGCUCCGGACCAGCCACCGACCCCCAAGCCGUACGUUGUCUAUCUCCAGGGCGGCCCCGGCUUCGGCUGCUCCCCGCCUAAAUCGGCGCCUAUGACGGAGCACCUCCUUAAACGCGGAUACCAGGUGCUCUACCUCGACCACCGUGGUACUGGUCUGAGCACGCCCGUCUCGCUCUCCAUGCUGCAAAGGGUGUCGGCUGACGCCGACGGCCAGGCCAGCUACCUCGGCCUGAUGCGCCAGGACAACACGGUGCGCGAUCUGGAAGCUGUCCGUCAGUGCUUACACGAGGGCCUUUCCGGGGAAAAGGCCAAGUGGUCCAUCAUUGGUCAAUCAUAUGGUGGUUUCGUCAGUCUGUCGUACCUCUCCAUGCACCCGGAAGGUCUGCGAGAGGCUUACCUCACCGGCGGCCUGGCCCCCAUUGGCCGCUCUGCCGACGAAGUUUACGAAACAACCUUUGCCCAUACAGCUUCGCGUAACAAGGCCUACUAUGAGAAAUUCCCCGAGGAUGUGGAACGCGUCAGGAAACUUGUGGCCUACAUUGAGAGCCAAGGCGGCGUUGCGCUUCCUGGCGGGGGCACAUUGACUGUGCCUCGCCUCAUGACCAUUGGCAUCUCCUUUGGUGUACACGACGGCUUCGAUACUGUGCACAAUGCGAUUUUGGCGUUGGAUGCUUCCCUGGAAAGCUUUGGUUUCUUCUCGCGCUCCUCGUUAUCUACCAUUGAAACCUGGAGUGCCUUUGACAACAACAUCAUCUAUGCCAUUCUCCACGAGGCCAUAUACUGUGAUGGCCCUGGCUCCGUGUCCAACUGGUCCGCUCAACGUACUGGCGAGACGCUUGAGAACUUCUCAUGGCUUCGCCGCGGCGCCAAGGUUUCCCAGAGCACUGAGCCCCUCUUCUUCUCUGGCGAGAUGAUCUUCCGCGACCACUUUGAGACGUACCCCGAGCUGUUUGGCCUCCGCGAAGCCGCUGAAAAGCUGGCGACCGCGAGCGACUGGCCGGCUCUGUACGACCAGGAGCAGCUGCGCAGGAACGAGGUACCUCUGUAUGCCGUUUCUUACGUCGACGACAUGUUUGUCGACUAUGGCUUUGCCACUGCCACGGCCCACCUCGUCAAAGGCUCCAAAGUUUUUGCUACAAACGCGCUGUACCAUAAUGGUAUCCGUGCGGACGCUGAGGAGGUGUUUAAGCAGCUGUUCAGCUUGCGCGAUGAUACCAUCGAUUAA